AUGAUACCGCUCCCGCUGGGACUCUGUCUUCUCUUCUUCUCCUUGUCUGAAGUCUCGUCCCUCGCCAUCUUUCUUCCUCAACCGUCCACGUCCCCGCUGUCGCUGCGUGUGCCGUAUCCUCGCUGGACACCCGCUCUGCCUCACCCCUCUCCUUCUCGCCCGUCUGGAGAGAAGACUCUGUUUCCUCUCCCUCGUCUCUCGUCUCCCGUCUCUCCCUUCCCCCCCGCCUCCGCUUUGUCAAUUUCAUCUGUCUACCGCCCUCCGACUUCUCGUGUGACCGCUCCUCAGACUGAAUUUCCUUGUUCGCCACAGCCGUCGUUUUCCGCCUCUUUGGCUUCUCCGGUCUCUGCUGGUCCUUCCGGUGUCUUUCCCAUUCUGGUGCAUGCUUCCCCCGUGUCGCCCGUCGCCUUCUGCGCGUUUCCGGCCUCUCGGAAGACAGUCGCUCUCGCGCGACGCAGUGGAGCAGAGACACCCGGCAGGAGACAGGAGACGGCGGCGCACUCUUUGGGAGUUUCGCAGUCGACGCCUGCCUUCUUUCCGUCGCCUCUGAGACUCCAGUUUUCGCGCGCUCCCCCUCCAACCAGGCGGCGAUACUCCUUUUCGGAGCUCCUCGAGCAUGCAGGGGAAACCAGUGCCGAAAAGGCAAGUGUGCCGUUUCCGUUUUCGCUGAAUGGAGACUCGCGGUUCUCGUACACCUCUUCUGCCUUCUCGCGCCUUGCUUCUCUCCGAAUCGCUGACUCUGGAAAUGAAACCGACAGGGGAGAGAGACGCGAAGCAGCCGAGGACUCCCAGACUCUGGGAGAGGGACUACACCCAGGGGAGCAGCUGUCGACGGCCGACGAGCCCUCGCGACGCGUCUCCGGCGAGUCCGUUCUGUCUCCUCGCUUGUCGCAAAAGGCCUCUGUCGCCCCAAGGAAUGAAACGAGUGAGACGGCCCGCUCACCGCAGCUUUCCAACACUGUCAGGAACCUCGAGGAGAGACACGGAGACUUCCCCACUUCCUGUUCUGACUCGCAUCCAUCAUCUUCCGAUUCACCUGGUUCUCCUGACUUCCGCGAGAGACUCGGAGGACCACGGGAUGCUUCUUCUGUCUCCUCCCCGUCCUCGUCGCGUUCGCUUCCCUCUUUCGGCACUCGAGGCGAGAUACGCCGAAAACCUCCCCGUGUCACAUCGUCUGCCCAUAGUGCAGCUGCCGACCGCGGAGCCCCCUUUCGUCUCUUCUCCUUCUCCCCUCCCUCGCUGUCUCUCUUCUUGCCUCUUCGACGGAGUUCCCCACAUCGCUCGAUACCUCUCUUCUCUCCUCUUUCCUCUCCUCUCUUCUCUGCUCUUUCCUCUCCUCCUUCCUCGUCCAGGUUUUCUUUGUCUUCUCGCGCCUCGCUUUCUUCGUCUCCGUCUCCCGGGCAGUCUUCAUCUGCCUGGUACCGCUGGGUGCAUGCAUUUGCCUCGACGGUUUGCUCGCCGUUCUCCAAGCUCCGCACCUGCGCGGCGUCUUUCCUCUCUGCGGGCGGUCUGAAGCCGGCAGCGCCUCCGUCCCUUGAAUCCGACGCGUCCCGGAGAGAGGCGCUUGGUCUCGCGCGUUUGAGAGGCGUCUUCCGGAAGAUUGCCUCCCGCGUUUCUGCGCUCGGAUCGCAAGCGAAUGCCCGGCUCCGCGACUCCUUCCUGGCGCAAGCUGCGCUGGUCCUCGCCAUCUACUUUGUGCACUUUGCGUACAUCUCCCAGCAGUCAUUCGUCUUGCCUGUUCAACUCUUGCCGAAUCGCCGCGGCCUUUUCCAGCAUGUCCAGGGCGACUCCCUCGCGGGGUGGGCUGCCCUAGGCGCGCUGCUUCUUUCACGAAACGCUGCGACUCGAGAUUCCGCAGACUGCAACUCCACUCCUUCUUCUGGUCCUUCUUUUAGUAGUGAAUCUUCUGCACGUUCGGCUUCCUUCGCUGCGACGCCGUCGUUCUCAGGCCGCUCCUCGAAUGCGAAUCCGUCGUCUGAGUCGCCGCUUUCUGCUUCGGGCGAGAACCUCUCUCCAUGUGUUUCAACGCCUCGCGAAAGCUCCGGCCGCCAAGGCGGGGCGAGCUGUGACGCGGGGGCGGACCAUUCCACGCCGGCGGAGAAAAGGAACCUUUUCAAUGCAGCCGCUUCUGCGUGUUUUGAGAACGGGGAAGAGAAGACAAAGUGCAAAGGGGAUCGGCCCAAACGGCUUUCGUCCGUUUCUCAGAGGUUGCCUUGGCAGGGCCCUUUCCCGGCGUUCUGGAAGAGCGCGACGCUGCUUCUCGCCCUCUUUGGUUCCUACGUGCUCUCGGGCUACGUGGCGUGCGGCUUGGACCUUCUUUUUUACUUUCUGCAUGCAGCAGGAGUCGUGUCUCUAGACCUCGCGAUGCAUCGCUCGCUCCAGGUUCUGCUGGCGCAUCUCGCGUGGGUGUUCAUGGGAAUGUCGCUCUUCAAGUUGUCCUCGAAACACUUCUUCCGGAGUGCCUGGGCGUCCCCGCCGAGCGACGCGCAUGCCUCCCGACUGCAUGCAGAGACGCCGGACGCGCCCCGGCCAGGCGUCGACCCGCCCUUGUGCCGUGGAACGGGCGGCGACGCCGUGAAGCUCUCGAGGGCAGAUUUUGGGAUCGACCGGGAGACCACGGGGGAAUCGGCCACGCUAGCGGGACGCGUCGAGGCGCCAGCAGCUGGGCCAGCCGCUCAAGAAGGCCACAGCGACAGAAACGAAGAGACUGACGCAGCUUCCGAAAGAUCUACAGAGGGCUUGCGCGUGGCAUCGUCUUCCUCGGCCUCAGCCCCCGGGCCGUCUCGCCCCGUCUCCUUCCUCCAGUCGCUUCCAGGUGGGCCAAGAGUGCAAGAAGGCGGAGAACGUUUUCUGGCGAGCGAGGCGAGUUCGGAAGCGCGUCUCAACUUGGACGGCGUUGCGCCUGGCGACAGCCGGUCUGCAGCUUCUGCGCGGGUGUUUGAAGGCUGUUUGUUUGCAUCCGACAUCGGGGGCGAGGAAGCGCCACGUGGGCGAGGGAUACAGACGGCGUCGGUCUCUUCGUCCGGCCGCUUCAGUCGAGUGUGCGACGCUUUCCGCAGACUCUGGCGGAAGGAGGCGCGGCCGCGCGCGCUCGGGCGUGGCCAGGAGAGCCAGGCGCAUCGGGCACCUCGCGCGUCUCGCGGUCAGGCGAAGGCUGAAGCAGCCGCGCCGCGCUUCGCUGGAAGCUGCCUAGACACCGCGGCAGGAACGUGCACAGACUGUAGCGCUGCCGCGGGGACGCGUGGCCGGCCGAUGUUCGCACGGCGCGCUCACUCCAGAUGGUUCACGUUUCGCGGUCGAGGGAAGGGCGGACUGUGGGCUUGGUGGGUUGUUUCCGGCUAUCUCGUGUCGUGUCUCUUCUUCAACCUGACUGAGUUCGUCAACGAAGCCUUGAUGGAUCUUCUUCCCGACGAACCGCAGGGUCCGACGAUUGUCCAGCACAUCAUGAAUCCGACGCUCAACACGCGGUGGUCGUUCCUCGUCGGGGCACUGGCCCCGUGCCUCUCAGCCCCCUGGUGGGAAGAGCUGCUCUACCGCGGGUUCUGCCUCCCUCUCUUCUCGCAGGUCAUGGUUCUCCCAGCUGCAGCGACGCUCUCUUCGCUUCUCUUCGCCGUUCACCACAUGAACGUGCAAACUGUGCUGCCUUUGUGGGUUUUGGGACUCACGUGGACGGCGGUGUACCUACAGUCGCAGAACCUUCUGACGACCGUCCUCAUCCACGCCAUGUGGAACAGUCGCAUCUUCCUCGGAAACCUCUUCGGUUUGUGA
This is a messenger RNA of Neospora caninum, 3768 nucleotides long. Its product is annotated as Homology to unknown gene, related. Gene Ontology annotation, molecular function: metalloendopeptidase activity. Gene Ontology annotation, biological process: CAAX-box protein processing. The record is from RefSeq and is a predicted model, not a curated record. Lineage: Eukaryota; Apicomplexa; Conoidasida; Eucoccidiorida; Sarcocystidae. Bases 1 to 3768 code for a protein of 1255 amino acids. Gene Ontology annotation, cellular component: membrane. The transcript has 3 exons.